AUGGUUCGGAGUAAAAUAGGAAAAUGUUUUUUGUACCCAUUCCACCACAAUGCAAGCAGCAAUUAUGAUGCUGAUAUUGAAAAUAAAAAUGAAUAUUAUUUAAAUGAAAAUUAUGAUGUUCCUUGUAAUUCUAUUAAGUUGAGGGAAAUUUUGCCAUCAAUAAGUGAAAUUGUCAGAAGUGUACCACAAUAUAAAGCCGUUCAAGAUUGCAAAGAAAUCCCCAGUGUUGCCUCAAUUUAUAAACCCACUGCGAACAAAGUUUUAGGAAACAAUAAUGACUAUGUUUAUACUAACAUAAAACAAAUUGCUGAAAAUGGCCACGUCACACUUGUUUGCCCUGAUGUAUUUACUGAUUCUGAUGUGCAGUGGUUUAAAGAUAAUAAAUUGUUGGGAUCGUCAUUUAGAAAUAACAUGGCAGAAACAGAAGAUGAACCUCAUCUUACCAUUGAUUCCUACAAUUCCUUAUAUAUUUUGCAUGCCACCAAAAACGAAGAAGGUAUUUAUACCUGUUUUAUUGAUAAUAAAAAAGUGCAAAAUUAUACACUAAGAGUAGUUUCUAAAUCGAAAUUGCUCAAUGAUGAUUUCGUUCGGUACUCUAUUUAUUUAUGUUUUGUAUUAUCUAUAUCUUUAGUCUGUUACUGUACUGGAAUUUGCGUCGCGUGGAAUAGAAGAUCCUCUUUCGCUGAUCCUUUGAAUUUGCUGGAUAAAAAGUAA
Messenger RNA from Hyposmocoma kahamanoa, 714 nucleotides. RefSeq lists its product as uncharacterized. The transcript has 4 exons. Lineage: Eukaryota; Metazoa; Arthropoda; Insecta; Lepidoptera; Cosmopterigidae. The record is from RefSeq and is a predicted model, not a curated record. The coding region runs from base 1 to 714 and encodes 237 amino acids.